CGUAUAGCCCGCUAGCUAGCCGACAGCCGAGUGCGAAAUUAAAAUCAGCUCUUAUUUUCAUUCACAGUAUUAUCAUUCAAAAUGAACCAAAUAUGGUUUACCUUAUUGUUAACUGCGGCAAUAUGCAUGUGUGUAAGCGCUAAAAAGUUUAAAGAUGGUGAAAAACCGGCGUGGGCCAAGAAGGACAUACGCGAUUACAGUGAUGCUGAUCUGGAACGCCUACUAGAUCAAUGGGAGGAAGAUGAAGAACCCCUGGAACCUGACGAACUUCCGGAACACUUGCGACCGGCACCACCAAUUGAUAUGUCACAGCUGGAUAUGUCCAAUCCGGAGAACAUUUUGAAAGCUUCCAAAAAGGGAAAAACUCUAAUGAGCUUCGUGAUGGUAAAUGGCAAUCCUACCCGGGAGGAAACAGAAGAGAUUACCAAAUUAUGGCAGACGAGCUUGUGGAAUAAUCACAUUCAGGCGGAACGUUAUUUGAUCGACGAUAAUCGAGCGAUAUUCAUGUUUAAGGAAGGCUCCCAAGCAUGGGAGGCGAAAGAUUUCCUGAUCGAACAGGAACGUUGUUUGCAGGUUACAAUAGAGAACAAAGAUUACAAGGGCAAGCAUAACCCGGCUGCGGAGGAAGAGGCAAAGGAUGAGCUUUAGUUUAUUUUUUUGUAAUUACGUGUACAAUGUAUGAUUGAAUAUUAUGUUUGCUUUACAUACAUUCUGAUUUUGCUA
Messenger RNA from Sabethes cyaneus, 723 nucleotides. RefSeq names its product LDLR chaperone boca (gene boca). NCBI's taxonomy places the organism in Eukaryota, Metazoa, Arthropoda, Insecta, Diptera, Culicidae. The transcript is spliced from 2 exons. Gene Ontology annotation, biological process: protein folding. The record is from RefSeq and is a predicted model, not a curated record. The coding region runs from base 82 to 648 and encodes 188 amino acids.